GCUUUAUAUUUUACUUAUAGUCAUAAAUUAUAGAAUGGCUGAAAGCUUGAAAAGUACUCAUGAUUUUAUUAAAAGUGCAUUUUCAAUUCGAGUUGGUGUCCUUUCCAGCCAAGAUGCUGAAUUUGUCAGCCAGAAGAAUAAUCUGUCAUUUUCUGAACUGAUUCAACCAUUCUGUACGUUAACAAAUGAAGCGAAAAUUCAAGGAAUUGGUGCUCAAGUAUACCGAGCUUAUAAUGUCCAUGUACGCGUGUCAGACAUUCGACAAAAAUAUGCGAGUAUCGAUAAAAAUAUUAUACGUCAAAUGAUAGCGGAUUUGGUUUCAAAAUCAGGUUCCAGUGAUAAUAUACAAACCAUAUCUGUUCCAUGUAAGGAAUAUGACUUGUCUGUGAAUCGUUCAUGUCCGUGGAUGGAUACUUACAGAGAUAUGAUGGUUAAAUUCGGACCUCCGCAAGAUCAUGAGUUUUUGAAUCAUCAUAUUGCUUGUAUGUUAGUCGUAUCAUCACUUCAUCCAAACCCAAUGCAAGAAUUUGCGAAUCUGAGCCAACUUCAAAAUCAUAUCCAACAUGGUGAAAAAAAUAACGAUUCUUUGAGAUGGAUGACGCCAAAUACAUUAAAAUAUUUUGUUCUUCUUCAUGAUGCGCAACAAAGCGAUGAUAGUAAAGCGAAGGAAGUUUUUGCAACAUUGCAAGCAACAUAUGGAACAAAAGUUUGUCAUUUUUUAUGUAUAAACUCCAGGAAUGUAUCGAACUCCGAGGGUGCGCAAAAUUUGCCUGAUCCAUGGCAUCAGUUUAUGAAUUCUUCAACGUCUUCUCUGAAAAAUAAUGUAACUGAUGUUGCUUAUUCUAAAAUAUCCACAGUGAACGGAACCAAUUCUGAAGAAAAUCAACCAUGGUUCAAUGAUAUCAUAAAAAAUUCGAAAACGUCUGUCGAAAAAGGGUUUGGAUGUUGUCUUACUAUGGCUGAUCAUGAUGGUCUGCAAUCCUUCAUGCAUGAUUUUAUAGUUUCUGCACUUAUACCUCAUAUGGAAAAAACAAUAAAAAAUAUCAACGACCAGCUGUCAGCAAGAAAAGCGUUACAUAAAUCAUUGUUUCGUGCGACAAGAACUUUAUUUGGAUCUAGUAAAUCACCAUCUAGUGUUGCUUCCACAUCAGGUUAUAGUCAUGAUGCGAAUGAAUUGCUUUUAAGAAAGAUCGCAGAUUUGUGUUUUCUGUCACAGAUGUACGACCAAGCUUUUUACUUUUAUCAUAAUGCAAAGAAGGAUUACACGAACGACCAAGCUUGGUUGUACGCUGCUGGUGCAUCUGAGAUGGCUGCCACAUCCAAUUUCAUGCAACGCAACACUCAGAAAACUUAUCCUUCUCACUACAUGGAAUCAGCGAUAACGAUGUACAUUGAUGUAUGUAAAAAUGACUACCUUGCCCUUAGAUGCUCACUGAUACAUGCUGAAUGUUUACAGUUUCUAGGACAGUUCAAUGAAGCAGCAUUUUAUUUGAUAAAAGUCACAAAUGAAACAGAUGAUCUGAGGAGUGCAUUACUUUUGGAGCAAGCUGCACAUUCUUAUCUCAAAAUGAAAGAACCGCAGCCUAAAAAGUUUGCAUUUCACUUGAUCUUAGCAGGUCACCGAUUUAGCAAAUGUGCCCAAAGAGCACAUGCACUGCGUAGCUAUAACCUUGCCCUCCAAGUAUAUCUGGGCCAAGGAUGGAGUCUAGCUGAAGAUCAUAUUAAUUUUGCCAUGGCAAGACAGUCUUUUAACAUGAAACAUUUAUUGGAUUCAUCGAAGUCAUUUCGCAGUCUUCUUGUUCAGGAAUCUUCUCAACCUUCAUCCCAGCAAGCUGCAUUUUUUCAUGAAUUUAUUCAUAUAUUUCAACAAUGUGAACAGUUAAAUGAUGCGAAAGUGGAAAAUGCAAUGUUAGGUUUACCAAAAUUACUUGAAUCGGAAACGAAAGUUUGUCUCGAUCAGAGCGAUAAUGACUUUACACCAGAAUUUAAUACCAAGAUGUCUAAAUUGGUAAAUUUACUUUUGGAUUCGGAACCUUUACUGCCUGGUACUGUUGUCAGCGGAAUGAAAUGCUUCUGUAAAUCAACUUCUAAUGUUAAAAGUCCACAGUUGGCUGUGGGGGAAGUUGUUAAUAUCGAAGUGACAUUUCAAAACUACCUGGAUGUUCCGAUUUGCAUGUCGGAUAUUACAAUAAAAUGGGAUUUCAAGCUGCCUGAAAAAGAAAAUUCACAGCUUAUUGAAGGUGACAUAUUUCAAUGUAGUUCUGUGCCUAUUCUGACCAUUCCUCCACUGACUAAGAAAACAGCCCUUUUUACUGCUAAACCUCUUAAACCAGGAGUGCUGACAGCAUUGGGGACAUCUUAUAAAUUAGGAUUGUCUUCAAGUGAUAGUUCAGAAGACACUGAACAUGAUACUAGCUAUUCUGUGAAAGACUAUCAACCGUUUAAUAUUCUUGGUCGGAGAUUGAAUAAAACGAAAGAUGAAAGAUGUGGUGUUAUGUACGGUACUGAUCAAAGAUUGAAUUUUCAUGUUCUCCCUGUUUUGCCAAAAAUGUCCGCAACAUUUGAUAAUUUUCCAACCACAAUGGUGUGCAAUGAAGUUGUCAAUACAACAAUAAGGCUACAGAAUACGGGCAAUGUUCAACUUGAUAUCGUCAAGAUACUUGCGAAUGACAAAGUUCAGUUUACCAUAUGCGGUACAAAUGGUCACAAGUUUAUUUUACCCAAUGUUGUUACAACCGAUUCAAAAUCUAAGAAGAUUAAAUUUACUAAUGUGUUGUCAGAGCCUUUAUUACCAGGAAAAUCUGUGAAAAUGGACGUUUGCAUUAAAGCACCUGCAACUAGUGGAAUUCAUCAAGCAGAUGCUUUAGUGUACUGUAAAUCAAAUUGUAUUGUUGAUGGACCAUCGGGUCGUACUUUCUUCAUUAGAAAUCAUAUUGAAUGUACAGAAGGUGUUGAUAUUCUGGCUGAAUUAAUGACUCCUGUGAACCAAGAAAAUUUUAUAAUAUCUUUACGGGUACGAAAUGCUUCAACGAAAGAUUCAUGGAUGCUUUUUAUUGAGGAUGUAACAUGCUCAAAUUCAAGCUGUGUUGUAGAAAUAGUGGGUGAUAAAAAGCUACCAGCUUUAUCAGUAAACAACCAUCUAUAUAUGUACCUCAAUCUGGCAAAGAAGUUUGAUGUUGAUUCUGAGAAGCGAGAUUUGUACGAGCCCCCUGAAAUCAUCAUUCAUUGGAAAGGUGGUUAUAAUGAUGCGUUUAUGUACGGCCAACACCAAUUGGAUUUAAAAGAUCUUUUUGAAGGUCUAGGUACAUUCUCAACCCCUGAAACUAUGCCUGUUAAAAUUUCUGAUAACAUGCCCAAAUCAGCAGAGGAAUUUUCUCUUCAAACUUUACAUCGAUUAGUAACAUGGAGACUCAGGUAUAAUUCUACAAUAAAACAUGAUUUUACUGCGAACAAUCUAUGUCAUACUGAUAUGACAUUAAUGGUGUAUAAUCUCAGCAAUUUGAAGCUGCAUGUAACCGUCAGUUUGCCGAAUGUGGAGGACAAUUUUGGAAAACGUCAAUCUCAUACGGACUUUGCAUGGGUUGGUGCUACCGAAGCAAAGAGACUUCUCGCUCCUCACAGUGAAAUCAAAGUAAAUUUGAAGGCUUGUUUUGCGCGUAGGGGUGUAUUUAACGUCAGUGGUGUGAGCGUGACAGCUAUUCCGAUGCAUCUUAUGGGAACGACACCUCAAAUUCCUCAAAAACCACCUUGUGGAUAUUUCAUAAAUAUUGAAUAGUUGAAAAAUUUUAGCAAAACGUUAAGUAAAGUGCAAUAUACAUGUAUUCACAGAAUUGUCAUCUCACAGUUGUUCAAAACGCCGUUUUUGUUAUUAUAUUGAGCCUACUAUUAGUUAUAUAUUAAUAUUGAGCAAGUCCAAUGAUCAGGAUAAAAUGUUCAAAUCCAAUAAUCUUGUAAGAGGUAUAUUCUUUGAUUGAAAAUAGUUAUCAAAACCAAUAAGAUGGAAAGUUCACACUUCAAGCAUACUGAGUAAUUUUAUUGAAAAUUGCAUUUAUGUACCCUUUCUUGUGAAUAGCGAAUCUGAAUUCUGACUUACCAAAUUAUUUUAAUAUUUUCUGCACCAUGGUCUGUGUGAUUGCAUUUAUCAAUACAAAAUGAUUUGAUUUUAGUUCCCUCAUAUAAACCAAAAUCAAUGUUGCUACUAGGAAUUUAAUGUUUCCAUGAAAUUCAGAUAUUUAUAAUCCGAAUCUGAUUUUGUUCGUCAAAAUUCCCUCUUUUUGCCAAUAUUACAUGCUGAAAAGGUACCACCCUUGAAAUGAAGCAUCAACUUUUGUUCCCUCAUUCAUAGAUACGAUGAUUAAACUUACGCUUGGAAUAUAUAUUUAUUAUUAUUAAUAGUAAUAGUUCUGUUUUAGCUCUAUUUCACAUUAGUAUCUAUUAUAAUAUUAAUAUGAUUGCUUUAUUUGAUUUCAUGCGCAAUGAGAAGAUGUUGCCUGAAAUGCAUUGCUUUAUCAUAUAAUCAAAAUUUAUUUCAUAAGUCAA
Styela clava is the source of this 4539-nucleotide messenger RNA. Its product is annotated as trafficking protein particle complex subunit 8-like. Gene Ontology annotation, cellular component: TRAPPIII protein complex. The record is from RefSeq and is a predicted model, not a curated record. Lineage: Eukaryota; Metazoa; Chordata; Ascidiacea; Stolidobranchia; Styelidae.